Molecule: messenger RNA, 1071 nt
Organism: Cadophora gregata
Lineage: Eukaryota; Fungi; Ascomycota; Leotiomycetes; Helotiales; Ploettnerulaceae
Exons: 2
Coding region: 1-1071 (356 amino acids)
Source: RefSeq, a predicted model, not a curated record
AUGACAACAACACCGCCGCCCCCCAAAAUGAGCCGCCUCACCACACCCCCCUCCACCACACACACGCCCUACCUCCUCCCCUCCUUCUCCGGCGAGCUCUGGACAAUCCCCACCUCUAACUCAGUGAUGCGCCUCCUCGUCACCGGCAAAGAGACAGCCAACGCCUUCGCGAUCGUCAGUACGGGCGGAACAUACGAUAAGCCGAUCGGGUUCCAUUUCCAUCGCGAGGCGCAUGAUGUGUUUUUGUGUUUGCGGGGGAGCAUGAAUGUUUGGGCGGAUGAGAAGGCGAGGACGUUGGGGGAGGGGGAUUUUGCUAGUGUGCCGCCGACCACAAUCCACCAAUACCAAGUCACCUCCUCGCACAGCGAAUUCAUCGGCCUCAUCAUCCCCGGCGGCUGGGAAGAAUUCUUCCGCUUCAUCGGCGAGCCGUACACGGGACCCCUCUUCCCCACCACCGACAAGCGAAAUCCCUUCGAAGUCCUAGUCCCCAAACUCAUCGCCGCAACAGAACAAUUCGACAUGGUCCCCGUCCGGGAAAAAGCCCAUUUCGACCCUCAACCUUGGGACCCUGAAACGGAUGAGAAGUUACCGGGAAAGUGUGAGAGGGGAGGAUAUUUCUUGAGGAGUGGGAAGGGGGAGAAGUACGUGGUGGGAGGCACGGUCGUUAGGCCUCUUGCGACGAGGAGGGAGUCCGGGGGACGGUUUAGUAUCUAUGAGGUUCAGGGGACGAGUCUGUUUGUGGAGGAGUCGCAGGUUGGGAAGUUGAGGUUUGAGAGUACGCAUCAUGCGCUGUUUGUGGUGGAUGGGAGUGUGAGGUUGGUGGUUGAUGGGAAGGAGGAGGUGGCGACGCCGAAUGAGACGGUUUUCGUGCCGGCUGGGUCGGAGUGGACGGUUCAGCCGGAGAGUAGGUUUGCGAGGUGGUAUGUUUUUGCUAAUGGUGGGGGGAUUGGGGAGGUUUUGGCGAGUGUGGGGAUUGCGUAUGAGUUGCCUGGGGUGCCGGAUGAGGCGGUGGGGUUUGAUGGGGGCAAGGUGAAAGGGCAGGAAGGAGAGUUGGGAUUUGUGGUUGGUUAG